Messenger RNA from Lachancea dasiensis, 330 nucleotides. NCBI's taxonomy places the organism in Eukaryota, Fungi, Ascomycota, Saccharomycetes, Saccharomycetales, Saccharomycetaceae. The record is from the annotation of a GenBank genome assembly.
AUGGCUAAGUCUCUGCGUGCUAAGUGCCACAUGAAGGCCAAGUCUAUAAAGCGUAAGAACGUUUUCCAAGUGGACGCAGACGCCCGUGCCAACCGGAUCUCGCACAAGAUGAAGGAGGACCUAAUAAAGCAGAAGAUGGAGGAGCUUCAGCGUAAGAACCCAGAUGUGAAGUCGGCCGAGGAAGCUAGGGAGGCCGUGCAAGCGGACGAUAUGGAACAGGACGACAAGAAAGUGAGCACGUCGGGGUGGCGGGACGCUAGACACCACAACUACAAGCGCAACAAGAAGCUCAACAAGAGCCGCAAGAAGGGCUCUUUCACCAAGUUUUAG